This is a messenger RNA of Orbicella faveolata, 2949 nucleotides long. RefSeq lists its product as uncharacterized. The record is from RefSeq and is a predicted model, not a curated record. Gene Ontology annotation, molecular function: carbohydrate binding. NCBI's taxonomy places the organism in Eukaryota, Metazoa, Cnidaria, Anthozoa, Scleractinia, Merulinidae.
CUGCCAAUCAGUGCGUGCGAAAAUACCGAUAUUUACCGGUGUUGCGUAAAAUAUUUUGAACAAUUUUGCUAAUGCUUGAGAGACUUUGGAAACUUAAUCUUUUCCUUGUUGGCUGGCUAAAUCGUCAGUGUUGUUCAUAGGAGAAGUCAAGCGAAAAUAUAGCAGUCUGUGUAGGCCAAAAUAAAGGUAUCGGUGUGUUUUUCACCCUUGCUGAUUUUAGCCAAUCAUGAGGCGAGUAAUAACUGGAAUAAUUCCACUAUUAUGUCACUGUUUUGUGUUCGUGCCUACGGCACCAGUCAAGAUUACUUCAGUUAUUUUCUCUGGUGCUUUCAAGCGUUCUGGUGAUUGUUAGGCUUUUUCGAAAAUAAAAUGCUGUAGCUGAAAAUAAUCCUUUUUAGCAAAAUUUGGAAUCAAGAAGCCAUUUAAGGUUUGACAGCAUAAUCUCAUCUUGUAGCGCGCCGAACAGAAACACUGCCCUGCCAUGUAUAGUUUCAGAUUUCUUGCGACGCUCAGUGUUUUCCUAGGAUUUUGUAUUUUGGUUUUUCAAAUUCGACCGUCCUCUUCCAUGCCAAUAGAAGGAGAUAACUUAGACAAAGACAAGGCAGGAUCAGGGGAUGACGUCAUAGAUGACGGGGAUAGAGGUGAUAAUAAAAUCGAUGAUGAAGAUGACGAUGAUGAUGCUAACGACGAUGACGACGUGACUAUCACUGAUAAUGACGUCAAAGAAGCUCUAGCUGCGUCAAGUGGAGAGCUACCCGCAAGCGGUCAACCAAUUAGCGACGUAGAAGCUUCUGGUAGCCAUUCAGAAGCGCCUGUCACCCAGUCACAGGGCAAAGACAACGAUACUGUUGUAAAAGGCGAAAGCGAGGAUCAGAAGACAGCAAGCGAUUCGCAGAAGCUCGUCAGCGAGCCACCAAAGGAAGACGUCCAGGCUCCACCGCAAGACAACUCGGCCCAGAAAGUCGAGGAAGAAGCUCCAAAAGAAGAAGAAGAUGCUGAUAAAGAACAAAGCAAGCCUGAACAGGUUGAAAAUGUUGAAGACAUCAACGCCGAGACUCCACCACCAGCUGAUAGCGACAAACAAGCUACUGAUUCUACCGUGCAAGACGAUGAUACACCACCACCUGAUGAAACCCAACAAAUGAAAGAAGCUCAAACAAAAUACGCUGAAGACCAACAAGAGGAAAAAGCCUUAUCUUAUCUAGCAAAUGCUCGUCAAAGCGGAGUUUACUCAUCGCCGUCUCAAAGGACUGUCAUAUGCAAAGACACGAUCCAGAAAAUCUCCUGCCCGCCCGAGCAGAGGAUAAGAAUCUUAAACGCUGAUUAUGGUGAUACGGGUGAUGUGGGAUGCCUGAAAGAAGCUAAUCCGAUGCCUUCCGGCAUGUGUCGCACGCCUGGAGCGUAUGAGACAGUGAAGAGACAGUGUGAUGGCUUGGAGGACUGUAAUUUGCUCGCUAGUAACGGCGUGUUUGGAGACGCGUGCCCUGACGCAAACAAAUACCUGGAUGUGAACUACGACUGCGUAAAUAAUCCGGUACCGUACCCAGCCGCUCCCGCUCCAGGAUACAAUCAAGCUAGUUACCAGCCCUCCCCGCAGUAUGUGAAUCCUCCGCCUCCGCCGGUCGCCUAUGCCCCAGCACCCUAUCAAGCUCCACCUCCUGCUGGAUAUGCCCCUGCCAUGGGACUCCCGAAUCUUUUACCCUCAAGCCCGUAUGUACCGCCCGACCCGUGCAGCCCGUGCAACACGUGCGCCCAGUGCUCGUUACCAGUCUGCAGCCCGUGUACUCAGGCAUGUCACGCGUUGACGUGUCCUCCGCGCAUCCCAGCUAAACUACAGCCUUUGUGGCAACAAUGGAAUGAAAGAACCGCAGACAUGAGCCGAAUGGAAAUGGCAGCGCUCAUCAUUUCACCUCUGCCAAAACUUGCCGCUCCCACAAAAGCACCGGAAACAACCGAGGCGUCAGGUGCAGCCGAGGGGUCUGAAUCCGAGUCAGGUGACGAAACCACUGACGAGGAUGCUCUGUACGAGGCCAGCAAGAGGUCUGGAAUCCAACGAGUGAAAUCACAGCCAAAAUCGAAAAAGACUACUUUGACUGCGCAUAAAAAAGCCCAUAAUAAGGAGGACAGCGAGCAAGGGUUUCUAAGAAACAGUGACUUAAUGGUCUCCUCUGGAGAUGCAAGCAGCGGCUCAUCAACAUGAGGUGUGGAAAUAGAAAUACGCUGAGUGCUCCUUUAAACAAGACCAUAUCCAAGAGGAACCGAAAGUGUUCAGUGCCACCGCAACGUUUGACGCAUAGAGAAGUUGUGAAACGUUUUGACAUUAGGGAACUUAUUUUGUUAACUCAGUUAAAGAAAACCGGGCAAACGAAAGUCGCGACUUCACUGUAAGUGUUUGCCACUCUGUGAACGCCUGAUAUGUUCGUUCUUUAGUCGAUACGGGCGAACAGACGUAAAAAGUAGAAAAAUGAAAAUUAAUGUUAUUUGAAAAUAUUAGAAAACAAAUCUGGCGUUUUCCAUUCAAGGGAAACUUUAAAAUAACUAACUAGCUCACAAACUUGGCAUUUACAUGGGAAUGUGAUUAUUAACCUUUGUAAAAUUUCAAUCUCUUAGACGCCACAAAAUAAUUUGGACCGUCGAGUAACGCUCCUGUUAGUGUUGCGUGACAGCUAAAGCAAUGUCUGCGAAGUGCAAUGCUUCUUGCAGAAAUCCCCAAAAUUCAAAGAUAUAAAUAGUGUUAUGAUGUAUAAAGCUAUAAUUUUUAUUUGAAACGGGGAUUAAAAUGUAUGGAGUGGGAUCUACUAAGCUGCUUUAGUUGAAUAUUACUGAGUGAGCAAGACUGCUGACGUGACUGUGAAUAUAUUUUCAUUCAUAUGUUACAUUAUUGUAAAUACGAUUAUCAAGAUGUUGGUUGGAAAACUUUAUUUUUAAUAAUAAACCACUGAAAACAUU